Messenger RNA from Cheilinus undulatus (humphead wrasse), 8211 nucleotides. It is a transcript of the gene gng7, whose product is annotated as guanine nucleotide binding protein (G protein), gamma 7. Gene Ontology annotation, molecular function: G-protein beta-subunit binding. The coding region runs from base 819 to 1025 and encodes 68 amino acids. The record is from RefSeq and is a predicted model, not a curated record. NCBI's taxonomy places the organism in Eukaryota, Metazoa, Chordata, Actinopteri, Labriformes, Labridae. Gene Ontology annotation, cellular component: heterotrimeric G-protein complex. Gene Ontology annotation, biological process: G protein-coupled receptor signaling pathway. The transcript has 4 exons.
CCGUGCACACUGAGUCCAGUAGGAGUUUAAAUUUCAAGUAGGGAUGGGAACGCUGUACAAAUUUCCAUCAUGAUAUUUUUCACUACCCUGUGAUUUCCAAUAUUACCAUCUCUGAAAGUUUAACGAUCAAUACCAAUGAACAGCCUUACAAAGCUACAUCAAUUUAGUAAGAAGGGUGCAAAGGAGCAGGCACAUAAGUGGCUGGUGCCCCUGAAAGCCCCUGUAAAUGGGCCCUCUUUAGAAGUCAUUAAAGUCCAUGUAAAGUGAUAAUACAUCGUUAUUUUAGGUUUGUUGUGUGACAGGACACGGUAGAGGAGAUUCAAAAUCCUGAUACCGAAGCAGUAAAAUCUGCUCUAGGAUGGUGUGGGUAUGUGGGUUGAAUUAAGCCACACCCAUUAAAUUUACUGUUUUCUGGUACAAAUCUGUGUUAUGAUACUUUAAAUGGCCUGUAGGCCCCUGUGGCUGAUACAUCUGGGAAUUUUAGGAGAUAAGUUUAUAGCCACAAGUGCCUUAAACUUGUCCUUCAGUUAUUGUUUUGUUGUUUCUCUUGUCCCUCUCCUCUUCUUGUUUUUCUCCACCCCUACCCCUCCUUCUAGCCCUUUCCAACCCCAGUGCAGCUUCGGCAGAGAGCUGUCAACAUGAGCCUGAGACGAGCCAAUGUGAGCUCAGCUGCUGUCCAGCUCUGUCGUCUUGACUCUGCAACUUUUCCUUCAACGCUCACAUCGUCCUCUCCUGCAUCCAGUCAGUGUUCAGAGAGACACCUGUCUGCCCACCAUCAGCCAGUUUUCUCCUGUGUUGGUGUAUUCUGAUGGAUCAGUAUGUCUACCACUAAUAAUAUCGCCCAGGCCAGGAAACUGGUGGAACAGCUGAGAAUUGAGGCAGGGAUUGAACGUAUUAAGGUGUCUAAAGCGGCCGCAGACCUGAUGAGUUACUGUGAGCAGCACGCUCGUAGCGACCCUCUGCUGGUUGGAGUCCCCACCUCUGAAAACCCGUUCAAGGACAAGAAACCCUGCAUCAUCCUAUAGCUGAGCAACACUACUUCUACCCUCACACAUACACUCACAAACACACAUGCACACAAAGUACUAAAAUUAUCCCUAAAUAUCCCCAGACACUCACAUGCAAACAUUCUCCAUCUUGCACACACACAAUCAUAAAAUACACACACUCCCAGAAUAGCCACUCUGGAAAAGCGCCAUACCCUGUAGCUACAGCUAGGGGGGAAUAUCUUGUGCUCACAGUGGCUGAGGUCAGUAUCACACUGAGAAAGGUGCUUUGGUAAUAUAAAUAUCUGCUGGUAAAUAAACUACAAGCAACAGUUUACUUGAAAAGGGAUCUGGACUUUAAAAAACAGUUGGAAAGCAGGAUUUUUUUCCUCUUCUUUUGUCAUGAAAUAAGGCAUUGGGUAAAGGAGUGGGAAGCUGCAUGUGGGCAACAGUAAAAGACGGUAGGCGCUCCAGCCAACCGUGCCAAACACGACCUGGUGUCCUAAUAAAUGCUUUUAUUGUGAGGCAGUUGAAAGAAAUCUAAGAGCUCGCCCUCAAACCCACCUGUGCUAAAUCAUGGUGGGCUAUUUUGAAGCGAGCGGCUCAGCCUUUGCCUUUUAUCAGGCUCGCAUGAUCCUACCCAAACCUGUAUUGACAAACCUUCUCUGCCUGUGGCCUCAACAUGGCCGUCUGCAGCCUUUGGCCAAACCUCCAGCUGUGCCAACCUGUACAGAAAGUCGUUUCUCUAGAUGCUGAUCUGCUGUCAGGAAUACUAUGUCAAAGCUGACCUCAGAUCUGCAGCUAUGAGGAGAGCGUAGUGAACUGCUCUACGCAGAACUCAAGCUAUUAACCCUGGACGUUUACUGCAUUUUUUCUUAAGAAAUACUUGUUUGUGAAUUCAAUGUACAUUUUGAUAUUUUGUUGAAGCAUUAACAGAUAAUACUGUAUGUUUUUUUUAAUUGAUUUUGCUUUGGUGUAGGUGUUCCCCCUGGCUGAUGAGGUUUUCCCUCCUUUCUGAUGUAAAAUGAUGGGGGGUUUAGUUGUAAGCCAUGGGGAACACCUAACAAAUACCUGCUAGGAUCUCUUUAAAAGGUUUUAAUGAAUUUCUAGCCAACCUUAAGACAGAGCAAGAUUGCACCCUGGAUUUAGUCUGUAAGGACUGGAGGAGAUAAUACAAACAUAAAUGGAAAGAUUCCCCUUUGCCACCCUUUCUUAUAUGUUUGUUCUUUUAAUUGGCAAUUUUCUAAAGAAAGAGACAAGAUUUAUUGCAUUGGAUUAUAUCUGGCUUUAUAUUUGACAAACACACUGGCCUUUACCAGUCGUAAAGUUUGAGCCACGCCAGUUGAAGUACAGAGUUAGAGCUACUGGAUCCCUAAAGAGUCGUUUUUUCCUCUUCUCCACAAUGCUCCUCCUCUCUGACAAACCAAACUUGAUUGUAAAAAAGACCAAGUAAAAAACAAAAAGAUGAAGUCAAGAGAAACAACCUAAGUGUAAAAACUUUCUUUCAGACGUGCAGAAGUGAUAAGUUGACGAAUAGCUGUUUUGGGUUUAAUUUUUUUUUUGAGUUUCUUCUUUCUAUGGAGUCCAUGGAUCCUGGUCAGUUGAGUAUUGCCCUGUACAGUGUUUGUAAGAUAAAUCCAAACACAGAAUCUCCCUCUGUGGAUGUUAGAUUUUUCUUUGACUUCUUCUCUUCUGUCAGUCAGGAUCAUGUCUGUCCUCUUUUGUUGCAAUUUUAUUUUUGGUCAUUCAGGUUUAAGAGUUUUAUGAUAGGAGGAUGGUUUUAACCACAAACACAAACACCUGAGGAUAUUAAAAACAGAGAAAGAUGGAACAUUUAAGCCUGUCAGGUUUAGGGAAGAAUCAACUUCGGACCUCAUUCCAGUGGCAAAAACCAACCUCCUUAUCUAUCUUUUAACACCAGAGCAGCCCACAGGCAUUUCUCAUGUGUUGCUUUUGGUGGCAACUGGGACAACAGACACUUUUACAUAACCCACACUCUCUCACGCAGUUGCUUUUGGUUUUCAGCGGUCAAAGGUUAAAAGGAGAGGUAAGGCUGGGCAUGUAGAGCUGCUUUUUACGUUUGAAGCUGAAAGAGAGAAGCUUUGUCUCAUCAUAUUUACACUGGAGCGUUUAGAGUAGGCUUUUGUCGGGACUGCGGUACAGUGACAGAGCAGGGUGGAGUCUGGAUUUGUGUCUGCUGAUGGACUGUCAGGGGAGAUGAACCUCCUGCCUUUCUCUAACAGUCAAUAUGAGCCACCUGCAGCUGUUCUGACUCCUGUGAAUCUGGGGGGAAGAGAUGAAGCGUUGUUUGCGUGUUUGUUCAGUCCAUACUAUUGUGCUCCAGAGUUGCACACAGUUUAAAAAUGUAGACAGUCUGCUUUUUCCUGAAUAUCAGUUGAAUCAUUUCAAAGAUGGUCCAGAUUUAGUCCUGCAAGAAAACAACUUAGAAAAAUGCAGAUUUGUUUUCGUUUGAGGCUGGCAACACAUCAGACGGUUUUCAAAUCUUAACAAACUUUUAAAACAUAGCAGACCGCGUUUUAGCAACAUAAUCUUCUGAAUGCACACCUUAGAUGAUUCAACUAGAACCACGAGACCAUAAAACCGCCAUUUGUAGCAACCAUUUCACAGCGGAGAGUCCAGUGGCAUGAGAUCUCACAUUAACUCACAUGAUCAAAUGUGACUUCAGGAGAAAAAUAAAUAUGGAGACUGAUCAGUGUCCUACGCUAGCUGUCCUGGAGUGCACUCUGUUUUGCAGCAAAAAAAAAAAAAAAAAGAAAAAAAAGAAAAAAAAAAAGAAAAGGAAAUCCUGGCUGAGAGGACGGUGCAGUUCUGUUUAUGUUUUUGAAGAUCCAGUCAGUGAUGCUUCCCAGUUUGCCAGUCUUAUUGGCUGUCUUAAGUAUUAUCUAACAACUUUGAAUACAAUUCUGUAAGGUUGGGGUGCCAGCCUAAUCGUGAACAGUAAAAUUACAUAAUGAGUAGGGAUUAGGGCUGGGCAAUUAAUCGAAAAUUAGAUUAAAUUGUAAUAUGGUCUGCUGCAUUUUUCAAUACAGCACCGUACGGCCAAACUUUACAGCUGAUAUAGGCAGAUUUUUACAGCAAAAUCAUUGCUUGUAAAUAGUGGCAAAAAUUUCCACAUCUAUUGAUACAGACAAUUCACUUUUAAAGCCAAUAUCUGUCAAUACUGAUAAUAUCCUGCAUCCUCAACACCACACACUUGAGGAAUAUUUGGAAAAAUAAUCAGCUGUGACAACCCUCCAAUCACUGGGGGGCCUUGCGCCAUAUGUACAGUAUGUGACUGAUGUCCAUAUUUAUAUGGAUGAUGCCUCCUAGUGUCCAACGCAAGGAUGUGCUCUUGUUUUACAGAUGGAUAAGUUCCUCUAGCCAAAAGGGAGAGGAUAAAUGUAUGCUUUUUUGCCAUUAGUAGCUUGAAAUGUUUGAGGAAUUACUGAGAUGAAACAGGACUAACAUUGCAUAUCAAAAAAUAAGUGAAGAAGUUGGCCUACCUGGAUAUAUUUCAUUAAAGGGCAUAUGAAAGGCUAACUCAUUUAGCCAUUCAAAUGUUUGUUUGUAUGUUAACUAACUUGUUUUCCAAUCAUGCCUUCUAACUGUUCACUUAAAAGUAUAAAUAUAUGUGACAUUGUCAAAAAGGUCUCGCAGCACUUCUUAUCGACUGAUAAAUCAUGCUAUAUUUCAUAUCAAAGUGGUUAAUCUAACAGCAUUUCAUACCAAGCUGAUAAAUAUGACUAGCCUGUUGUCUAGUUAGCAGCUUGGUCAGCUAGCACACUGCCAUAUGGUCUCUCUGAAAUCCACCUUAAAAGUUCAAUACUGUCAACUUCCCAUAGGAAUGACUGGACUUGUACCUGUUCAUGUACCUUUCUAACAUAUGUGGAAACAAGGCACAAAAUCAGGCUUGAAAUUGUCUUCUGUGUAGCCAAAGCUCCAGUGGGGGGUGCCUGCCUUUCCAAAAUAAAUAAAAUGCCAUAUUUUAUCUGUUGACUCAGAAUAAAACCUGUACGCGAAGCUAGCUGUUGCUUUGCAUUCAUGCAUCAACAUGUGAGGGGUAUCGAUCUGCUCAUCCAAAUCUUAGCAAGAAAGCGAACAGGACCUUUUACAAAAAUGACUUAAUGAAAUCUUCUCUUAACAAGAAAUGAAAAUCAUCUUGUAAAACAACACUAGUGCUUGUUAGCUGCAUAGUUGUGAUACAAAGCCCUGCUUCAUCUCUAAUUUGCCUUUGUUCCACACAGACAGAGGAGGCUGUUCCCAAAAUAGAGAGAGAGCUGGAGAAAAGGCUGAGGGAGUGUGUGCUUGCAUGUGUGGGGGGGUCUUUGGUGGCUAAAAAGGAUGAUUUGGCAGAUCAGGAGGCGGAGAGGAGAAAGCAGAGGUGCAGGCAUGAGUGUGUGUAUACGCCUGUGUGUGAAUAGUGGGAGAGACACGGUGAGUAAGAACACACAGUGCCUCCGGAGCGGUUUGAGAGCGUCACAUAGUGCUGUUACUGUACUGCAGCUCUGCCAUUCAGGUCAGGGUGAGAGUGACCGCGGGAGGGGUGGCGUGACACAGUCAGAGUCAGACCAGCGUGCCCAUGCUUCACUCCCUGUUUUAUCAGUCUGAAGAGGAAAAGAGGAGUCGGUCAAAGACGCAAGUCUUUUUUUUUAUGUGUUGGCCUAAAGUUAGAAUCACAAAGCUGACAAAUUUCCUUUUAUGAGACAUUUUGUAGUUUUUUAGCCCCAUCUGUGCCUGAGUCAGUUGUAUAUAUUAGCUGCAGCUUAUUUUCACUACUCAUGAAAGCUUUAGACAUCAGCCUGAUUCAGUUUGCAUUUUGAAGAGGCAUGUGUAGACCUCUUACUAUCUGCAGACUUUCAGAUGAGAAGAUCCAUACAUUCCCAGAGUAGUAAAACUACCAACAGACAAUGGGUUAAACAAACUGUACAUAAGAUCAGAUGUAGCCUAGUUUUCACCAGUGUUGACUAUCAGAAGUCAUUGUCAGCCUUUAGUCUCUUUGGAGAUAAUAGGGAUCAAUAGUGUGGUUCUGGAAGUAAACAUGUCUUUCAUUUUCUCCAUAGUGGGUCUGAUUAUUAGCCAUAUUUUAAGAAUUAUCCUAGUUAGAUUUGUUAGAGUGUGAUACAAUGGUAUAAGCUCCUGUAGAAGACAAUAGUUUCUAAGAUAUCAACCUCUUUUGAUAAAAAAAAAACAUGGUUUGCCAAAAAUACAAUAGUACCCACAAUCCAUGGUUGUCAGAAGACAUCUCUGAUCGGUGGAGUCUCUUGGAACCAUGCAAACAUCUACAAACAAUGACUGUCGACUGUUGAUGGAGACAAUACAUGCCUCUGUAGCAUAGAGCAGUAUCUACGCAAACUACGACAUAUUAUAUUAUCAUUUAAAAUGUAUACACUCAAAUAUAUAGUUUUGAAAAAAAGAUACUGAUAUGGUUUGAAAGCUUGAAGAAUUGCAAUGGAUUGUGGGACAUGUAGUUCCUUCAUCCUUGUAAAGAAUAUGUACACAUUCAUGUACAUUUGCCAUUUCUCCAUUUUUAAAUGCCAUUUUUGCACCAUUCUGUAGUCCUGAGUAUUCGGGGAGUUGGUUAGCUUGGUUCAAGCAUUAAAAGCAUUGUAAUAAGGAUUCUGACAAAUGUCCAUGGAGGAUUUGAAUGGUGAGUUUUACUUCCAGAACAAGAGCUGCCGAAAAAGUGGGCAGGUUCUGUUGAGCUCUAUUCAGUUCAAGAAGCAGAACAAAAAGUUUUAUUCUGAUUGGUCAUGCUCAGUGAAAACAUGUCUGCAACAAUAUUUUGGUUUGUUUGGAUGCUACACAAAAGAAGCUAUAGUGAGCCUUCAUCCCUGUGGUGCAACCAAACAAGGACACAAUUUAUGUCACUGACUACCUUCAACACAGGGUGUAGUGUGGACUUUACACCAUUAGACAGAAUUGAAAAAUAGUGGUGCGGCACCUUUAAAAGGGUCUGUAUGCUGAUUUUUAGAUAAAUAGGGUUUACAUAGCUCUAAAUAUCUGAACAUUUUCACGAGUGUAUAACUACUAAAAAGAGCCUCCUUACAUUUUUUGUUCCUUUAAAUUAAUCUGACAGUGUUUGGGCACUUGCUAACAUAGCAUCAGUACAGGUUUGUGGCUGAUAGCUUAAUCAGUAGGUUGGGGAGAGUGGUUGUUAGUUUAUCAUUUACAACUUUAACCCCAUUUUAGCCCUGAAUGUGAUAGUCUGACUGCUAACAAGUUUUAUCUUGUCGUCUUCAUGAAGGAAUAGCUAGCGCCUAAAAUAGGCUAACUAGCUAUCGUACCGUAUGUUGCGAUUACUCACAGAACCAACAAAGUAGCUGUAAUGACUCCCAUUGAACUCUUCCCAUCGGGUUUUCUCAUAAAGAAUAUUUCCCUAAAGUUUAAAGUUUUUUUCUUUUUUGAUAAAUAAUCUAUAUCAGUCACUAGAGAAUGAGCGGAAAGAAGUCUGGGGCUAACUGUGGGCUUAUUUGAAGACACUCAAGCAAAAGCCCCCACCCUCAACAAAUAAAAGAAAAAAAUAUAGGCCUAGCCUAUAUUUUAAUUUCCCAAAAUGCUGAGCUCCUGAUAAAUUGAGGAAGACACAAAUUUCUUGUGUUAAAAAAAUCAAACAAUAUACCGCUCCUUAAGGUUUGAAAUGUAAAUUUAGAGGCAAAGAGAACUGCAACUGCUAACUAUUCAACAUGAACCCAGCAUGCAUACAUAUCAAUACACACACACACACACUCACUGAUGUUGUCCUGGAGAUGCUAUUUUUAUCAUUACCAUUUUUUCAAUCAUUCCAUUGAGCUACAAUCAGAGAAAGCUGACCUCAAACGGCUGGUCAGCUGACAGUUUGUCUGAUUGGUUGUUAGUUUGCCUUAUAGUGGCGUACAUUGUGUUAAUGCUGGUUAUCAGAUCAACAGAAUUAACAGUGUUGAAUAAAAACACAUGGCUCGGCAAGAAACACAAAGUGAGCCCGGUGUAAAAAUAUCUGUUGAGGUGGGGAGAUUUCAGGCUCCUCAUUGGUGGAAAUCAAACAUCGCUGCAUCGCCUCGGAGCCCUUCCCGAGACUCAUCUUUUGUGUUCUGAUCUCCUGUGUAUGCAUACAGUAUAUGUAUCUUUUUGCCUUGAUUGAUUAUGAAGAAAAUAUAUCUAUUUUUUGUAACUGUUCUCUGAUGUGCCAUAACUCAUGUUUUCUUGCACAUUGUUAAUAUUUUGUGGAUAUUGCUGUUAAAAAGAUGAU